This is a messenger RNA of Alligator mississippiensis (American alligator), 4325 nucleotides long. It is a transcript of the gene EPHA2, whose product is annotated as EPH receptor A2. Gene Ontology annotation, molecular function: ATP binding; transmembrane-ephrin receptor activity; protein binding. Gene Ontology annotation, biological process: axon guidance; protein phosphorylation; cell surface receptor protein tyrosine kinase signaling pathway. The transcript is spliced from 17 exons. Gene Ontology annotation, cellular component: neuron projection; plasma membrane. Lineage: Eukaryota; Metazoa; Chordata; Crocodylia; Alligatoridae. The record is from RefSeq and is a predicted model, not a curated record. The coding region runs from base 3 to 3005 and encodes 1000 amino acids.
GAAUGAACAGGAGCGAAGUUUCCCACAAACUCCCAUUAAGAAGUUCAGGGCAGCAGGGACACGGCAUGGGCGAGAUGCAGCGCAGGCGGGGGCCAGGACCCCUGCUCUUCUCCCUCCUGCUCCUCUCCAGCACCCUGCUCAGCGCCCAGGCCAAGGAAGUUGUCCUCCUGGAUUUUGCCAAAGCCCAAGGGGAGCUGGGCUGGCUGACCCAUCCCUACGGGAGAGGGUGGGACCUGCUGCAGCACGUCAUGAACGACUCGCCCAUCUACAUCUACUCGGUCUGCAACGUGAUGGAGGGCGACCAGGACAACUGGCUGCGCACCAACUGGAUCUACCGCAGCGAGGCGCAGCGCAUCUUCAUCGAGCUCAACUUCACGGUGCGCGACUGCAACAGCUUCCCCGGCGGCGCCAGCUCCUGCAAGGAGACCUUCAACCUCUACUACGCCGAGUCGGAUGUGGACUACGGCACCAACUUCCAGAAGCGCCAGUUCAAGAAGAUCGACACCAUCGCGCCCGACGAGAUCACCAUGCGCGACGACUUCACCACCCGCAACGUCAAGCUGAACGUCGAGGUGCGCUCCGUGGGGCCCCUGACCCGCAAGGGCUUCUACCUGGCCUUCCAGGACAUCGGGGCCUGCGUGGCUCUGGUCUCCGUCCGCAUCUACUACAAGAAGUGCCCCGACGUGCACCAGAACAUGGCUUUCUUCCCCGAGACCAUGGCCGGCGCCGACUCGCAGACGCUGGCCAAGGUGCAGGGCACCUGCGUGCAGGACGCGGUGGCCAGCGAGGAGCCCCUCAUGCAUUGCAACUCAGACGGGGAGUGGCUGGUGCCCAUCGGGCAGUGCCAGUGCCGGGCCGGCUACGAGAAGGUGGAGAACAGCUGCAAAGCCUGCUCUCCCGGGUUCUUCAAACCGGACAUCUCCGAUGGCACCUGUGCCAAGUGCCCCCCGCACACGCUGCCCUCCCCCAAAGGCUCCACUUUGUGCCCGUGUGAGGAAGGCUAUUUCCGGUCCGCCGAGGAUCCCCCUUCUUUUCCCUGCUCACGUCCCCCGUCUGCCCCGCACGGCGUCACUGCCAUCGGCCUGGGCGCCAAGGUGCAGCUGCGCUGGUCCCCACCCCGCAACACGGGGGGCCGCAAAGAUGUCACCUACACCAUCACGUGUGAGCAGUGCCGGCCCGAGACCGGGGAGUGCCGGCCCUGUGACUCCAGCAUCCGCUACUCAGAACCGCCCCACGGCCUGACCGGGACGUCCGUGACCGUCAGCGACCUGGAGCCCUACAUGAACUACACCUUCACCGUGGAGGCCAGGAACGGGGUCUCGUCCUUCAGCAACAGCCGCAACUACGGCACUGCGAGCAUCAGCGUCAACCAGACGGAACCUCCCAAGGUGAUGUCGGUGAACCUGGACGGCCACACGGCUACCAGCCUGACGCUGUCCUGGAUGGUCCCAGCCCGGCAGGCGAGCCGGGUCUCGAGAUACGAGGUCACCUACAGAAAAAAGAUGGAUAGCAGAGGCUACUCGGUCGUACGCUGCGAAGGAAACAGCGUGACCCUAUCCAACCUCGCGCCGGGCACCAUGUACAGGGUGCACAUCCUGACCCAUACGCAGGAGGGCCAGAGCACCGAGAGCGACACCUUCGAGUUCGAGACGCUGCCAGGGGGUACUGAGGGCAUGAACACGGCGGCCGUGGUCGGCGGUGCUGUCUCCGGGGUCUUCCUGCUGGCCCUCGUGGUGGCUGCCAUGCUGUACUUUCACCGAAGGAAAAGGAACCUGCGCGCCCGCCAGUCGGAGAACGACGUCUACUACUCCAAGUCUGACCAGCUGAAGCCCCUGAAGACGUACGUGGACCCCCACACCUACGAGGACCCCAACCAGGCCGUGCUGAAAUUCACCACCGAGAUUCACCCCUCGUGCGUCACGCGCCAGAAGGUGAUCGGGGCAGGUGAGUUCGGGGAAGUCUACAAGGGGACCCUGAAGAACGGGAAGAAGGACGUGCCGGUGGCCAUCAAGACACUAAAGGUGGGCUACACGGAGAAGCAGCGCAUCGACUUCCUGAGCGAAGCCAGCAUCAUGGGCCAGUUCUGCCACCACAACAUCAUCCGCCUGGAAGGCGUCGUCUCCAAAUAUAAACCCUUCAUGAUUGUCACCGAGUACAUGGAGAACGGAGCCCUGGACAGGUUCCUGCGGGAGAAGGACGGCGAGUUCUGCAUGAUCCAGCUGGUGGGCAUGCUGCGAGGCAUCGCCGCGGGCAUGAAGUACCUGGCCAGCAUGAACUACGUGCACCGGGACCUGGCCGCGCGCAACAUCCUCGUCAACAGCCAGCUGGUCUGCAAGGUGUCUGACUUCGGCCUGUCCCGCGUCCUGGAGGACGAUCCCGAUGCCACCUACACCACCAGCGGCGGCAAGAUCCCCAUCCGCUGGACAGCCCCCGAGGCCAUCUCCUUCCGCAAGUUCACCUCGGCCAGCGACGUCUGGAGCUACGGCAUCGUCAUGUGGGAGGUGAUGUCCUACGGCGAGCGCCCGUACUGGGAGCUCUCAAACCACGAGGUCAUGAAGGCCAUCAGCGAUGGCUUCCGGCUACCUGCGCCCGUGGACUGCCCCUCCGCCAUCUACCAGCUGAUGAUGCAGUGUUGGCAGCAGGAGAGGAGCCGCCGGCCCAAGUUCAACGACAUCGUCAGCAUCCUCGACAAGCUCAUCCGGGCCCCCGAAUCCCUCAAGACCAUGGCUGACUUCGACCCUCGGGUGUCCAUCCGCCUGCCCAGCACCAGCGGCUCGGAGGGCAUCCCCUUCCGCACCGUCGCAGAGUGGCUGGAGUCCAUCAAGAUGCACCAGUACACGGAGCACUUCACGUCGGCCGGCUACACCACCAUCGAGAAGGUGGCGCAGAUGAGCAACGAGGACAUUAAGAAGAUCGGGGUACGCUUGCCAGGCCACCAGAAGCGAAUCGCCUACAGCCUCAUGGGGCUGAAGGACCAGAUCAACACCGUGGGGAUCCCCAUCUGAGAAGGAGACCUCCCCAGCGGACGCAGCCCCCUCCCGCAAGCGCCUCGCCAGGGGCUACGGAGGCACUCGGCGGACGUGCAAAGCAGGAAAUACUUGAAGUGGAGAAUUGAAGUGUGCUCGGCAUCAUCCUCCAGCCAAAAGCGUCCGCGGGGACCAGCCGACGGGGCUGAUGGCAGCGCCCUCGGAGGAGCUGGCCAGUCCUUCCCGCCUGGCCUGCACCUACAGUUCAACCUCCGCAGCAGUCACCUUUAUUUAUUGUUAAUAUUAUUAUUAUUGUCGGGUCAUUUCUCCCAUUGCUGCUGUGCCAGGUUGGCUGGCUCCGGAGGGGAGCGCGAGGCCACGAUGUGCCCUGAAGAAGUGCCGUGGUUGUACCCAGCCGCGAUGGUGCCACGUAGCGUCCCUGGAAAGGCCUCACGGGUGGCCUUGAGACCCGGGUCUGUGGCUGCUGAGCAGCUAAUGCCACCUCCAUGGUGCUGUCCUUCCUCUCCGCCGGCCGAAGCAGAGUGCUUGCCUUUCCCUUCCCCGUCGCUCUAAUCCGCUCCCGAGCUGCGGGGAUGCGGGACGUUCCCAAAGUGACCUCUGCUCGUUUUCCAGCUGCCUUCGAAGCCGCUCGGGUUGGAGUUGCCGAGACUUUGCAGUGACAAAGCGACGUUUGUUUGCCUUUGCUCUUUAUAAGAGGAUGACAAGGAACCGAUAUUAAAACCGAUGUUACAAGCAAUGCAUUACAUUUCCAGCGGCAAGGAAACCCGCUUGCUGUCAUGUCAGGAGUAGGCUGAACCGAAGCCUGACUCGAUUUAUUUGCUUGGCCUGUUCCCGUAGCCAGGCACCGAGGCCGUUCCAUAGUUUUGGGAGUUUUUUAUGAGCAACUUUAAGGAUCUCCCUUCCCCCCCCACCACUAGGUUUUGUAGUUUUUAUUCUGUUGGUUUGUAUCUCAAGAGAUGGGCAGAUCCCAGUGCCUAAAAUACGACAUUCCUCUGGUAGCGAGCGCAAUGGCUUUGCUAGCGACAACUGAUCGCUGUGGCUCAAGGUCAUAUAAUCAUUUGCCUUCUCUCUAUUUAUUCUUCCAUUCCACUCCCUGCCACAGGCUCCGCUUUGUUUCGCUGCGAGCCAUUCGCUGGUCUGUCAGUGUUACCUAUUCUAUUUUUUAAUAUAAUUUAUUCUAUUUUUUUAUAUUUAUUGAUAGAAAUCAAAGCCCUGUUCUGCUUGCUCAGAUUUGCUGUUCGGAUGGAAACCACAGGCAUUGAAAUGAAGUUGAGUCAUGGUUUUCAGAAAAGGCUGCCUUUGAUUUGAAUAAAUGUUGUGUUUUUUUUGUUAAACCUU